Molecule: messenger RNA, 1025 nt
Organism: Saccostrea cuccullata (small rock oyster)
Lineage: Eukaryota; Metazoa; Mollusca; Bivalvia; Ostreida; Ostreidae
Exons: 3
Coding region: 73-975 (300 amino acids)
Cellular component (GO): membrane
Source: RefSeq, a predicted model, not a curated record
CCGUCACAAGCAGACUUCAGCUUCACUGAUUUUAGGGAAAUGACAAUUCUCUGUCCACAUUGACAAAGAGCUAUGAGGCAGAAGAUUAAUUCAUCGAUGCUUUUGUUUGGGCCAGUAUUUAGACGAAGUUGCUUGGGCUCAGUUAUUUGUCUGUUUUCACUACAUUCCUCCCAAACAAUACUUCUGAAUUAUUACAAAGAAUUACUGGCUCUAAAGGAUAAUGGAAAACCUGCACCACUCAAACAAGCUUUACAGAAUUGUAUCAGAGAGGUUUUUAAAGAUUUAAUGAAGAAAAAGAGACUAACAGAGCAGCAAUUGAAGAAAAUUGAUAUCAUCAUCAGCAAGGACAAUACUGAGCCAUUUCACAAAGGAAAUCUCUACUCUGUCUAUGGAUCUUUUAUUGGACUUCCAUCCUCUUUCUCAAGUUUAGAUUCAGAAACAUCUCAACAUUCUAAUGCAGAAAUCCCAGAUGGAGUUUCAAAUAGAAAAGUUUUACCCAAUAAUCUAGUUCAGUGGGACAAAUGUGCAGUAAGAUACGCUAUUAUGAAAGAAUGCAUUCUGACAGAUUCCCUUGAUCUUCAAGUACGCACAGCUUUGCAGGGGGUUUUCUGCUUUUUCUAUUCGUUAAUCCUACAGUGGAAUACCUACAGAUUUCGCAGAGUCCCUCAUAGAAUUAUGUACUCAAUAGUUUGGUCUGCACUGAUCGGAAUUGUGUUGUUACAACAGUGGAAUUUUUACAAGAUUUACAGAGACCAACAGGCGGACAAUGACAUUAUUACGUUUGGUGAGGAUUAUGUCCGAGGUGGACUUCUGUAUUAUUCAAAUGUCUUACAGCAGAACAAGUUAUCGGGGAGUGGAUGGUAUGAUGAAAAUGGAAACCAGAGACAAUCUCUUCUCGGUAAUAAACAAAUUCCUUACACAGAGAAGAAGGAGUUCUUUAUGAAAAAGAUGAAAGAAAUGAAAAACUGCACUUGAAUGUAUUUAAAGAAUUAGAAAAUUAUAAAAAAUAAAUUUUUAAAUGAUCU